Messenger RNA from Spodoptera frugiperda (fall armyworm), 1477 nucleotides. RefSeq lists its product as uncharacterized. Bases 281 to 1429 code for a protein of 382 amino acids. The record is from RefSeq and is a predicted model, not a curated record. Lineage: Eukaryota; Metazoa; Arthropoda; Insecta; Lepidoptera; Noctuidae. The transcript is spliced from 6 exons.
UUCUAUAAAAACAUAUUCUUUGGGUUUUAUAAUUCAGAUUUGGAUUCACCGCACCCGGCAGGUUUCGACCUACCCCUACGUUUGUGGUAGGUCUGACCACGUCAACGGCCCUGGGAGGCUGCUUCCCUUCAUCAAGUGGCGCGCGUGGAACAUUACGUUAACGCCUACAGACCAGAAGCCUUCUAAUGUAACCUAUCCGAAUCAGAAUGGUUUUGUAAUAACGGUAAUAAGGUACUUCCGAAAUUCACGGGUGUCUAGAUUUUUUUACAUUUGACACAAAAUGUUAUCUAAUGGUGUAUUUCUUGCAAUAUGUUCAGUUUGCGUGGUCUUAGGAGUGAAACAUGGUUUUCUCCUUCUUUACCGUCCGAUUGAAGUUACUUAUGACUGCGCCUUCUCUGGACGGCUGCGAUAUGAUCUAUCAUACGGCAUGGGAAUGUCAGACACUAUUACUUUGGUGUUUCGCACACUGUAUGAGACCGACUACGCGUGCAACAUAGACAUUGUGGUGGAAGGAUACGAUGACACAUUCCUCGUGGUGGUGAUCAAGUUCCCUACAAGCAUCGCCCUCAACUGCCGUGCUAACACAGACGCCUUUCAUGUUAUGAAAAAAAAUAAAUGCUUUCGCCUCUGUGAUUUAGUUGCCACCAACGAUUUACUCUCUGAAUAUUUCGUUAUUACAGUUAAAGGAAGGAUUCGUUUUAAAUUUCGAAGUAAUAGCAGCAUCAACUCCGAUAUAAAUGCUGAUCUAUACCAAGUGACGGCAACCUCUGCCCGCGCGCAGCCUCCAACUAAAUGCAGCCCACGGAACGAAACACUCUGCGUAAUAGACACACAGGAGUUCUGCUUCACUAACGGUGUUGUUUGCGAUGGCAUUAAAAACUGCGGCGUUUCUGAUUGGUUUGAUGAACGUAAAUCUGAAUGUAGUCUACCAGUUGAAUACCUGGGCCAUGCGCCUGUCAUUGCUGUGAUUGGGGCGAUAGUCUGCGCGCUCCUGGCUGGUGGGCACAUCCUUAUAAGAUGCCUUCCACCCCUUGCCAAUUCCUUCUUCAUAUUUAAUGCGAAUGAGGACAACCGACUUUGCAUCGACCCUGUGUUCGUAAGUCCAGAGAAGGCAUCAUUUGAAGUGGGUCGAAACAGGAGAGCGUCCCUAAUUCCGACGUUCUCCAGUUCAUCAUCCAGCUCCCAAUCGGAAAUAUUAGAUGUUCAGGAUAGUUCUCUUACCAGACAGCAAGGGGCUCCUGAUCAAAAUAAAACGCAUUUAUACCCGUCGGUCUCAUCGAUAAAAGAACCAAAACUACAUGCUAGUCGGUCGAGUACAAUGAAAUCGAUGACUGCAAGGCUUCAAAAAACGAUACGUUCUGUUACUGGCCGAAGGAAGAUCAUAAGAGCUUCGUUAACCGGACCAGAGGCUGGAAAUGAAAAUGCAUGAAAUUUGUCAUUACCUACGACUAAUAAACUCAUUUCAUUAUUAAGACUA